This is a messenger RNA of Symbiodinium sp. CCMP2592, 4512 nucleotides long. NCBI's taxonomy places the organism in Eukaryota, Dinophyceae, Suessiales, Symbiodiniaceae. The record is from the annotation of a GenBank genome assembly.
AUGAAUUGCAGCGUGACGCCUCUUGCCAGGCUCGUCGGCACUGGUGUUCUCCCGGGUCCACAGACAGAGGCUGCCAAGCAAGAUAGGGCGCUCUUCAUGCAGAUUCUGCAAGCGCAUCAACUCUGCAUCCUCAACAGCUGGAGUCGGCCGACAGCCACGUAUCAACAUCCUAAAGGCAGGUCGCAAAUUGAUUUCAUAGCGACACGGGUGCCCUUGGCGGAUGGAUGGGCGAAGACCUGUAGACCCUACGAGUCUCUACUAGCUGGGUGGCGUUCAGCGGGACACAAGCCUCUUGUUGCCAGUUUGCGCCCCUCCUGGAAACCUUGGGCACUCUCCAGGAGCGUCAAAGAUGAUGCCAUACGAGCCGCCCAAGACAGCCUUGGAUACGCUGAGGGUCUGCUCAAGCCCUUGCACGUAGCGCUGCAGUCUAGCUCAGCCAGGCCAGACCCUCGACCAAGCAUGCCGCAGCGAGCGAAUGUAGACCAGCAUAUCCACGGUUUCUGGCAACUCCGCAGACGUGUGAGCAAGCUUCGCUGGCGAGAUGCGCGUGGCAUUCUCCUUGCUUGGCACUUGAGUGCGCGACUUAAAGCUGCAAAGCGGGACGUAGACCGCAGAUUGCGCCAGGCUAAACGUGCCCGUAUUUUAGCAGUCCUCCAGCAAGCAGAGGAUGCGGCGGCACAGAAAUUGGCUGGCGGGUUCUACCGGUUUGUCAAGCUCCUUAGCCCGAAAACCAAUGCCCAACGCAUAAGGCUCCGUGAUGAUCAGGGUGGACUCGUAGAUCAGCGCGGGGAAUGCAAAAUCCUCGCCAACUACGCGGCAUCCCUGUUUAAAGGUCAAGCCUGGACCCUUCCCCAGCUUCUUCCCGUGCCGACAGAGCUCUUUUCGGCUGCGCGAUGGCUCGAGGCCUUCAGGGUUAUUCCUCGGAAUAAGGCUGUCCCUGUUUUCACGCCACCACUGGCUAGCUGGAAGGACCAGGCUAAAGAGCUCAGUAGUGCGUUAGAGGGAGUCGUGGCUCGCAGCAUUGGUGCCGAAUCUCCCGUCAUUCCAGUUGAAUGGGUCUCGGUACAGAUUGCUUGGCUACCAAAGCCUAACAAGUGCCCCUCCUGCCCGUCUAACUUGCGCACCAUCGGACUAAUGUCCGGGGAUCAGAAAGCUCUCCUUCACAUCAUCAAAGAGCACAUCCGGGCCCCCAUCAUGUCUGCACUACUGCACACUCCGCAGUACGCGUACAGAGCUGGGGUCUCUACACAUGAUGCCAUACUUCGCUCUUCAGGACACUGCGCCCAGAUGCGGCGUCAGCUUGAGUCGCUCAAGACAGAUCUUACUUCGAAGCUUUCCGGUAGGCAUAGGACUGAGCUUGUCGGUGGCCUCAUGGCCAACCUGGACUUGGCCAAGGCAUUUGACACUUUGCCGUACUCAGAGAUUUACCAGUCGCUGUGUGACGCAGGAGUUGAUGACAUUUUAUGUAGGCUGAUUGUUCACCUUCAUGCCUCAACACAGUGCGUCAUUUUGCAUGGUUCUUCCUGCGAAGUCGUUGCCAUGUCGCGCGGGCUGCGUCAAGGAUGUCCCAUUGCGCCAUAUAUCUUCGCGGCUUGGUCUGUAAGAGUGUGCAAGUGCAUUGAUGCGGUCCUGGGGUCGGGUUGGAGCCAAUCUCAUUUGACUUUGUUUUCGGACGACACACACUGCUUUUGGAGCAUCAACAAUGUCGCCGAGCUCGAUGUUGCAGUCGGGCAGCUGACAACAAUCAUCCAAACUCUCACCCGUCUUGGGAUGCGGAUCAACUUUAGUAAGUCCUCUGCGGUCUGUGCGCUGAAAGGUUUGGGUUCUCACCGAGCACAGCGCAGACACUUCUGCUGGCGUGACGGCAUGCUGUGCCUCCGAUUGCGCCAGGAGCCUGCGGACCUGCAUAUUCCUUUGGGGGAAACUCUGGAGUACCUUGGGGUCAUUCUAAGCUAUCACCAUUUUGAGCUCCAAAGUGCCAUGUUCCGUGCCAGCAAGGCUGAUGCUAACUUUGCGCGCUUACACAAAGUACUUCGCACCAAUGGUCCCCUUUCGGACAGACAGCGUCAGCGGGUAUAUACAGCUUGUGUGCAUAGCUGCCUAGUUUACGGUCUUGCCGGGGUCGGUUUCACGAAAGCCAGCUACAGGGUGAUUCAGUCCAAGCUGUGCCAGCAUCUGUGUAAAGUUCUGCGCGUGUAUCAGGAAGGAGUCACCAAUCACUCCGUACUACAACGUGCGGGCAUCGCCCCUCAGGAUGAUCUCCGCAAGCGCGCCGCAGCGCAGCUGCGUGCCAUCGAGUCUGACACAGGCCGAUCCCCCUCCCUCAAACACCACGAGCUCAAGCGUGCGCAGGAAGUCAUUGAGAGUCUUGAUGUUGCCAUUGAAUGCAGUUCCGGAACCCCUACAACUUCGCUUGUUCGGCUUUGUGCUAGCGCCACCGCCAUUGCAGAGUGUUCUGUCUGUGGUCAGUCAUUUGCGGGGAGCCACAAUCUGGUCAUGCACAUUAAUUCCAAACAUCCCGAGAUCAAUCAGACUGCAAAGGUUGCGUUCAAACGUCAUUUACAUGCUCUUCAUGGUGUACCGCGUUGCCGCUUCUGCCGUGUUGUGCAUCACAGCUGGCAGGUUCUUGAACAGCAUAUCACCUGUGGCAUGUGCCCGGUCAUCAAAGCUGGAGUUGGUAGAGGGUUUAACAUUGAGGCCAUUUUUCAGUCUGUUGUUGAGAACGAGCUCAUUGACCCCCCGAUCCCACCAGUAGGCAUCUCCAGUAGCUCUGCCUUGCUCUUCUAUGGGCCCGAGCACCGGCAGUGCCUCCCAUCUGUUAUCAAGCAGGUGCCCACGGUUCGUCAAUACACCACUGCGUGCGCUCUCUGCGGGCAACGCCUCCAGGAUGCAAGCCGCAUUAAGGACCACUGGCGCAAGACUCAUGCUCUUGCCUGGCAGCUUGCAGAGGUAGAAGCUCGUAGUCACGCCAGAAGCCUAUGUGCCACCUUUAGCGUCCCAUGCCAAUACUGCUCCAGCACAGCCAAAGACCCCAAAGCCCAUUCGGCGCAAUGCCCGGCCAUGUUUCAACUGCUUGCUGUCAGGAUUCUGCAUCGCAAGCGCUGCACGCUGGGCGAGCUCCAGAAGGAAGCGGGUUCGCAUACGGCUGCGGCUGCAGCUCCAACCACGCGGUUGGCAAAUCCGCACACUCAGUGCUACAUCAAUGCUAGCAUUCUAGCGUUGGGCCACGCCCUACACGUGCUGCCCAUACCGAGUGCCCUUGAUGACGUGCUUCGCAUUUGUCAGGAGCACGGCUCUGCCUCUCAUUCUCUUCACAUUGCAGCUCAGGCCGAACUGGUAGCACUCACGCCCACUUGGUUUUUCGGCAUACGUCAGCAGGAUGCCGCUGAGUAUCUCACGCUAUUGCUUCAGUUUCUCAUGCAUGAAGCGUGGCAGUCCAGGCUGCAACACGAAGGGGUACAAGUGCGGGACCGUGGUUUACUUAUCACCCUAGACCUUUCUCGUUCCGGUUCAAAUUUGCAGCAGUCGAUUCAGGACUGGCAUGUGCAGCAUUUUACCCAUGCGCUAAGCGCCAGCCCUCCAGUGUUGUGCAUUCAGCUUGGCCGGUACCCGGGUUAUCGUAAGCUUGCGCAUCCUAUUAACAUUCCACAAGCCCUUGAUAUCCCCUCGUUUGUUUCAGCGGAUUCGCUGUCGGUUACCUGGGUGCGCUACUCUGUCACCUCCAUCAUUGUUCACCUAGGUGUUAUGUUGACUGAGGCCGAGGAGUUUGCAUCAUUUGAUUUUCUCGCCUCUUAUGCGCCUAACGGGGCGCGCCAGGCAAAGGACGCGGAGAUUCCAAACGAGAUCGUGAACAGUUCGGCCAGUCCAAUCAAGGGCCCCAUCGUGGCAAUCAGCGUAGCGCAGCUUCGGAACGAGGUUCAAAUGCUUCAAAAGAUUGUGCUGCGUCACGAGGACGCGCUAGGCUUGAUGCGGCAGGAGGUGGCGUUCAUCAUUCACUUCCGCAUCGGUGUGGACGCAUCCUUGGUCAACGACAUCUACAAGUCACAGCUUGGAUGGCGUGAGCUUCGCAAAAACCAGCCGGCCAAGAUCACCACAACCCUUCGCAACACGCUGAUGGAGUGUGUGUUCAAGGUUCUUCUGCAUCGUAUACAGAAGCUGGAGGACCCAGAUCAGCAGGCAGUGCGUGAUCGCCUUACCAAGGCUGGAUGGCUUGACUCCAGACCGCAGCCCCACUCGGAAGUGAAAGCUGCUCUCACGUCACUUUUGGAGGGCGUCAAAAAGCCCGACUCGGUGACAAAAUUUCACCCGCUGCGACCGGUGACCAACUCCAUGUCAGGCGAGAGCGUAGCCUUCGCAUUGCAAUAUCCGUUUCGUGGUGAGCUAGCCCGCUCGCUCUAUGAAGCUACGGUGCAGCUUAGCAACUCGUCGGCCACGCAGAUGAUUGCUGCGCAGAUCAGGGUGGAUCGGGAGCAGCGCUCGGGGCUUGCUAACGCCAUAGCGCGACAGAGCUGA